Molecule: messenger RNA, 1665 nt
Organism: Penicillium cinerascens
Lineage: Eukaryota; Fungi; Ascomycota; Eurotiomycetes; Eurotiales; Aspergillaceae
Product: putative NADPH oxidase (NoxA)
Exons: 4
Coding region: 1-1665 (554 amino acids)
Biological process (GO): superoxide anion generation; defense response
Cellular component (GO): plasma membrane; NADPH oxidase complex
Molecular function (GO): superoxide-generating NAD(P)H oxidase activity
Source: RefSeq, a predicted model, not a curated record
AUGGGUUUAUCUGAUGAUUCGUGGUUCAAGGGAGUCACUCGCACCCCAUCCAAAAUUCUGUUCUAUUUCAUGUUCUGGGGGGUGCACUUUGGUAUCUUCGCGGUCGGAUGGUAUAUCCAAGCAUCUGACCAGAGGCUUGUCGCCCUCAAUGCACUCCAAUACUCCGUCUGGAUCUCGAGAGGUGCAGCGCUUGCCCUCUCCGUCGAUGCAACCUUGAUCCUUCUGCCCAUGUGCAGAAAUGUUUUACGAUGGCUCAGACCGCAGAUUAGAUGGCUGCCACUCGAUGAAUCAGCAUGGUUCCAUCGUCAGAUUGCGUACGCUCUGCUAGUAUUCACCGCGAUUCACACAGCCGCCCACUACGUCAAUUUCUACAACAUCGAAAAAGAUCAAAUCCGCCCUGAGUUGGCUGUUCAAAUCCAUUUCACCCGAGCUGGUGGUAUCACGGGCCACGUCAUGCUAUUGUGCAUGAUGUUGAUGUACACCACUUCUCAUCAUCGUAUCCGACAGCAGGCAUACGAAACGUUCUGGUACACGCAUCACCUCUUUAUUCCAUUUAUACUGGCUCUUUACACCCAUGCUACUGGGUGCUUCGUUCGAGACAGUACCGACCCGUUCUCACCAUUCGCGGGCAAACAGUUCUGGGACCAUUGUCUAGGGUAUGAGGGCUGGAGAUGGGAGCUUGUUGCAGGUUCUCUGUAUCUCCUCGAGCGGUUGUACCGCGAGAUCCGAUCCCGACGCGAGACCAUGAUUACCAAGGUCAUCCGCCACCCAUAUGCCGCCAUGGAAAUCCAGUUCCACAAGCCAAGUAUGAAGUAUAAACCCGGACAAUGGAUCUUCCUCCAAGUUCCCGACGUCUCCAGUACACAGUGGCAUCCGUUUACCAUCACCUCCUGCCCAUUUGAUCCCUACAUCAGUAUUCAUGUUCGCCAGGUGGGCGACUUUACCCGGGCGCUCGGAGAUGUACUGGGAUGCGGUCCUGCACAAGCAAAGGAUCUCGAAGGCCUCGACCCGCUAGGCAUGUACGAAGUCGCACUUCAGAACGGACAGACGAUGCCGAAGCUUCGCAUCGAUGGACCUUACGGUGCGCCUGCCGAAGACGUGUUCGAAAAUGAAAUUGCCGUCCUCAUCGGAACCGGAAUCGGUGUCACGCCCUGGGCUUCGAUCUUGAAAAACAUUUGGCAUCUGCGCUCCAACCCCAACCCCCCUCGCCGAUUGAGACGUGUCGAGUUCAUCUGGAUCUGCAAAGACACCUCAUCCUUUGAAUGGUUUCAGGCACUUCUUUCGUCUUUGGAAGCUCAAUCCGCCAAUGCUGCCGCUUACGAGGGCAGCACCGAGUUCUUGCGGAUCCACACCUACCUGACCCAACGCUUGGAUGAUGAUACUGCUGCGAAUAUCUAUCUUAACUCGGUUGGCCAGGCUCUGGAUCCGUUGACUGAAUUGAAAAGUCAAACGAACUUCGGCCGUCCGGAUUUCAAACGCCUGUUCACUGCCAUGCAGAUCGGUCUCCAUGAUCAGACAUACAUGAGAGGCCUACAGAGCGCAUCGGCUACAGAGAUUGGUGUGUACUUCUGUGGACCUAACACGGCAACGAACGAUAUCAGCGACGCGGCCAAGUCUUCGUCUACGAAGGACGUAAAGUUUAAGUUCUGGAAGGAACACUUUUAG